This is a messenger RNA of Daphnia pulicaria, 1500 nucleotides long. RefSeq lists its product as uncharacterized. The transcript has 5 exons. The coding region runs from base 210 to 944 and encodes 244 amino acids. The record is from RefSeq and is a predicted model, not a curated record. Lineage: Eukaryota; Metazoa; Arthropoda; Branchiopoda; Diplostraca; Daphniidae.
AACAAGUGACUGUGGUGAAAGUAAGAAUCUUAUUUAAAUUUUGCAUUCUAUUUUGAACUAAAAAAUGGAGUAAAACAAAAGCGGUAAUCAAAGAAGUUAGACAAUCUUUGACUGGUUGUGGCAGCCACUAUGUCGAUGGCAUUACACUCGUUUAUCUUUUUGAGUUGAGGCGAACAGACUAAAAAUUAAAAAUGUCUAUCUAAUUUUCCAUGCUGCCUGGUUUUAAAAUAAUGGCUGAUGGAAAACAGGAUGACCCUAAUGCUGUUCGGACCAAGAAAAUAGAAGUGGAAUACCGCCAAACACUAAUACGGAAAAAAGAAUACACAAACACAAACAUUGAUGGAUUGCUUUGGAGUCAGAAUUUACCAACAGAUGAUGUUGGAACUCAUUUUGAGGCAACUGACGGGACUGUGAACAUCAGCAAUGACUUGCCUCCAUCACCAACACAUGUUACACCACCAUUGAGGAUAGAGUUGAUUGGUGAUGAAAAUGUAUUCGCAGCUGAAGUUGUCAACAGCGAAACUACAUCAAGCAAGAGUGUCAACACUGAUGAACACUUACAUCUUCCUCUAGCAAGUGUUGGGACAACAUCAAUGAGCAACGAGUUUAAUGGCCAUCCCAAUUUUCUUGAAGAUGACAGUCAGGCUUCAGGUGCUUCAGGUCAUACCACACAUUACCAACAUUUCAUGAACUAUGAAAAUCUUGACUGGGAGGAACUUUUGGAAGACAAUGAUUCUUACCAGAAAUCUAUUAGUGAAUCAUCCAUCCCAGAUAACGUCAAUGAUUGGCUGGUCAAUUUAAAUGAUGAGAACAUUGAUGUUUCUCAUGAAGAAGCUGUGAGACGGAGUCUUGCUGAAUGGGUACUGGAUUGCAACAUACCAAGAGCUCAUGUUUCGAACCUAUUGAAGCGUUUAAAGCAACAAAACCUGUUUGUUUACACUUAAAAUCUAUUGACAUCCAAGAAAUAGUUGUUAGUGAGUUGUCGUCGAUUGUUCAAGCUUGGCCAAUUUCGUUGAUGGAAUGUAAAAUGCUGAGAAUUCCCAUGCAAUUGUCUAAAAAUGGUUUUUUUUUGUGUCACCUCUUUGUUCUAGCUCGUUUGCUUAAUGAUAAUUGAUUGAAAUGUUGUAAUGUUAUUUAUUCAAAUGUUGCAAGACAUAAAAAUACAAGUGGAAAAUGUAGAAAGCUUUGACAUUUUGAAUUUGCCGCAAUAUUUUUUAUAAAGUACGUCAGCGCCGUAAGUUAUCUUUUUUAAAAAAUAAAUAAAUAUUUGAAUUUGUCAUCUAAUGGACGUAACUUGUACACACAGAAAAUAUAUCCAGUUUGUGUCAAAUUAGCACGUCUAUUAGACAGGUAAAACUAAUACAAAAUAGACAAGAUAGCAACAUCGUAAAAAGACGUGAAAAAUACGCACUAUCGUCGUAUUUUUUGGACGAAAAAUAGACGCGACGGAGAAUGGAUGAACAUACGUCGCAUAGGCGGAUAUCAGACCAGCCGUGUUAG